Dipodomys ordii (Ord's kangaroo rat) is the source of this 4012-nucleotide messenger RNA. RefSeq names its product IQ motif containing E (gene Iqce). The record is from RefSeq and is a predicted model, not a curated record. The coding region runs from base 28 to 2373 and encodes 781 amino acids. The transcript has 22 exons. Gene Ontology annotation, molecular function: protein binding. Lineage: Eukaryota; Metazoa; Chordata; Mammalia; Rodentia; Heteromyidae.
GCGACUUGGACCGGCCACCAGAGGCCGAUGGCUGAGUCGGCAGCGUCGGGGCGCCGGGGCCGAGUCCCCGCCGUGAGCCUGGGCACGGAGGAGCCCGCCUCGGAGACAGGAGAUGACAGUCUGUCUGCGAUCACCUUCGAUUCUGACACUGAGCUGAAAACAGAAAGGAAAGUCUCCCACAAGCCUCUGUCCACCUCACCCAAGUCACCUUACUACAGCAAGCCUCGGAAAAUGACGUCCUGGCGGUCCCUGCGAACCACAGGGGGGAUGCCUCUGAGCAGCAGGCUGUCCCAGACACCGCCGAAGCUCUGGCUGGGCGCUGCUAAACAAGGCCACACCCCAGGAAUCACCAUCUACAGAGAGAAAGAAGACAUGUACGACGAGAUCACCGAGCUGAAGAAGUUGCUGCACAUGCAGAAAAACGACGUGGACCUGAUGAGGACGAAGCUGCGGCGCUUGGAAGAAGAAAACAACAGGAAAGACCGGCAGAUAGAGCAGCUGCUGGACCCAGGGCGGGGCUCUGACUUCAUCCGGACUCUGGCAGACAAGAGGCCUGAUUCUGGCUGGGUCAUCACUGGGCUCAAGCAGAGGAUCUUCCGGCUGGAACAGCAGUGCAAGGAAAAGGACGGCACUAUCAGCAAACUUCAGGCAGACAUGAAGACUACCAACCUGGAGGAAAUGCGGAUCGCCAUGGAGACCUACGACGAGGAGAUCCACCGUCUCCAGACUCUGCUGGCGAGCUCCGAAGCAUCAGGGAAGAAGCCCUUGAUGGAGAAGCCUGGCCUGAAAAGACAGAGGAAGAUGAGCAGCGCCCUGCUGAACCUGUCCCGCAGCGUCCAGGAGCUGACCGAAGAGAACCAGAGCUUGAAGGAAGACCUGGACCGCGUGCUAAGCAACUCGCCCACCGUCUCCAAAACAAAGAGUUAUGUGGACUGGAGCAAGCCCCGGCUGCUGAGACGCAUUGCGGAACUGGAAAGGAAACUGAGUUCGCAAGAGGGUGUAAAGCUCCCAACCACAGAGCUGGCGAGGCUGAAUCCUCUGCCCCCGUCCACGUCUAGCACGUCUGUGCACAAGCUACCAAAAGCUCCACCACCGCCUCCACCGCAGCCACCACCACCAUCGGAGGAGCCGGAGCCCCUGCAGGAGGCCAUGCGAGAGCUGCGGCAGGAGCGCAGCUGGCUGCGGGGACAGCUGCUGGAGUUCGAGGUGGAAGUGAAGCAGCUGCUGCACACGAAGGCCAGCCUGGAGCAGGAGCUAGAGAAGGCCAGGAAGGAGGAGCAGAAGCAAUGGGAACGUGAGCAGGCUCUGCAAGAGGAGAUUCAAACGCUGACCAGGAAGUGUCAAGAGCUAGAAGAAACUAAGAGAGAAGAGACACAUGUUCCACUGGACGUGGCUCCCAUGGACGUGGCUUCCAUGGGUGAGGUUCCUAUUGACCUGUCUCCCGUGGACCUGUCUCCCGUGGACCUGUCUCCCGUGGACCUGUCUCCUGUGGACCUGUCUCCCAUGGAUGAAGCUUCCAUAGUCCUGACUCCUGAGGAUGUCACUUCAGUGGAUGCAGCUCCUGUGGACUUGGCUCCCGUGGACCUGGUCACUGAGGACCCCGAGUUGCUCCUCUCGCCCUCACCUUGCAGCGAGCACUCGCACCCUGACUUAGAGCUGGAUUCUUGCAGCGAGGAGGGGCAGGAGGGCUGCCCUGAGUCCCUGGGCCCUGACCCCAUUCCCAGCCCCUGCUCUGACAGGAGAGAGGUCGCUGCCAGGACCCUGCAGGCCUGGUGGAAGGCCCACCAGCAGCAGAGAAGAAAAGUUAUUCUGGAUGAGGCGACCGUAGCGCUGCAGGUGGCUUUCAGGGGACACCUUGCGCGGGCCAGGCUGCUCUCCAGACACACACACGAUUCCAUAUCGCCCCCCGUGCCAGACGUGCAGGACCAGCACCCUCCGGAGCCCCGAGUCCCGAGCCCCACCCCUCAGACUGAGGCUAGCCCAGGCCAAGAGGAGGCUAUCACCAUCAUCCAGUCCGCCCUCCGGGGGCACCUGGCCAGGGACAGGUACAGUGCCACCAGCAAAGGGACAGCCACUACCGUGUCUCCAAGGAAAGCUGACCAGGCCACACUCUCAGAGGCUACCUCCCUGCCCUCCUUCCAGGUUUCUCCUGAUAAGGAGCAGAGCGAAAUGAGCAGUGAGGAGACCACAGAGGAUGAACCCCAGCCCAGGUCCGGGGAGACGCCAGGCCCACAGCUGCUCUCUGCCGAGCCCUUUCCUCCAGACCCACAGCCCACCUCACCCCUGCCUGUGGACGACAGCACCUCUGACUCUGAUGAUGACAUCAUCAUCGCGCCCUCUCUGCCCAUGAAGAAUAACUCCUCCCCCUUCUAGGCCCCAGCUCCUGUCUCCAGGCCAAGGGCUGCCAGGACAGGCCAGGGGCAAAGGACAAGGCGUGCUCUGGGGAAGCUGGCACUGGAGAGACAGAACAGCCUGCGUCCCACCCGCAGCCGCACCUCAGCGCGCUCCUGCCAUUCUAUUCUCCCUUUGAGGGUCCCUGCCAGUACUGCCUUUCUGUGGAGAAGGCCCGGUGGCCACCUCCCACCUCACUCCACUCUGGCUGCAGUUCAGAACUUUGUCCCAGAAUCCGGAGCCGCAGGGCGUCCUGCAAAGACCAGUCAGGCAGCACUUUUCUACCUGCCCUUGACCUGUGUGACCCGGGAGGAGCAUCAUUAUCCCAGCCAAUGCUGUAAUAGCAUCACUAGCCAGGACCUCUGACCUCUCCCAGCAGACAAAUGCUUUUAGGGGAGUGAGUGGAACUCCCCACCCCUCCCCCACCCCUGCCUCUCUACUCAUCACUCCUGCCGCAGCAAGCCCACUUCACAGGCUAGGCAAAGCCACACACACACACACACACACACACACAUGUCCCCAGAUGAGCUCCUUGCCACCCCCUCCCUGUGGGCACUGCCCUUUGUAGGCAGGAUUGUGGGUGGGACCUGCCAUGGUGGGCGAACACUACAAGAAUACAGAGCAUCACUGUGACUGCGAGAUCAGCAGUGGGGGGGAGGGGGUCACCCUACAGGAAGGCAGGGCCAAGAGGUGGCCGUUGCCUAGGGACAGCUCCUGUAUCCUAGGCUAAUGCCACACCACCUGGACCUUCAGAAGCCAGCAGCUCCUAUGAGGAGCCCAGAGCUUCAGUCCUGACAUCAGCCAGGGAGAAAAGGGGAGGACUCAGAUAUGCUCAAGGCUGAGCAGCCGCACAUAUAGCCCAGGCCCUGUGGCCCAGUCCCCACAGAGCUCUCCAGAGGCUCCACAGAGGCUGACAAGCCUCUCGGGACAACUUAGGGCACACUGGACUCCUCUGGCCCCUUGGAUGGGUGCCCCUGGCUAUUUGGGAAUGGGAGCCUCAGGGAGGGAGGCCAGGAAGGGGGAGGUCCAACUGCCCAGCUGUGCCCUGGGAUGGGCCCAGGCACAGCUGAAAGGCGCGCCCAUGCCACCCUUAAAAGCACUAGAGGGUGACAUGGUGGCGCUGCAGUGUCUAGCGCUGCUGGAGGGGCCUCGGCUCUGUCACAGCCACUCUGCCCUAAGCUAUGGGUGACAAAGCCAGGGGAAGUUUAACCUCAGGACACCCUUGCUCAGGCAGAUUCGCACUCUUCCGCUUCCGGAGAGGGGGCUCAGGGCAGGGCUUAGGCCUUAGGCAAGUCUGCACGUCUCUAGGUCCUGCAGCCUGACUAGGUGUCUGGCCCAGGGUAGAGGGAGGAAGAGGUCAGGUUUGGCCCUGGACCUAUGACCUGACCUGUCGGUACCUGAUCCAGUGCAGAAGGAGAAGGUCAGGCAUGGCCCAAGGCUUGAGUUUUCCCCAGAACUGUAAAUAUGUACAUGUCCCUGGCUGUCUCUGGCCCAGUGCUGUUACCUAUGCAAACAUUCCAUCCUGAAGCUACCUCAAUAAAUGACCGUACCUCAAGCCUGUACUUCAGUUGAUGACCAGUGCUGGGGGUCAUCCAUGCCCGGUUACUGGGAGUAUCUCCAG